Molecule: messenger RNA, 2455 nt
Organism: Vigna unguiculata (cowpea)
Lineage: Eukaryota; Viridiplantae; Streptophyta; Magnoliopsida; Fabales; Fabaceae
Product: exocyst complex component EXO70H1 pseudogene
Source: RefSeq, a predicted model, not a curated record
AAUUCCGCACCCAAACACGAAACCAAGUCCAUCAUGACAAAACAAUGCCUAUGUGAAGACAAUCAGCGAAUGGAAAAGUCAAAUCACCACAUUCAUCUUCGAAACACCAUUGCGUCGUUUUCUUGGCACGCAACUCUAUAUAUAUCCCUUCACCUGCCCUUGCAAGCGCACACAUAUUCACACUGCAAACUCCCUCUCAUCAAGAAAACAAACACACUUCAGGAAAAGAAGUGGCAUAACUACACUCAGAAAACACCUUCCUGUGCUGCGAAAAUGAGAACAAUUUGCUGGGAGCCAAAAACGCAGUCGUUCGCCUUUUCCCGUCACACUUCGGCACCGAGUUCAUCUCUAUCCACAACACCUUCUACCAGCACCAAGGAAAACAUGGUUUCCACUAGCAUAGAGGAAGCAGAAGCUCUGAUACUAAAAUGGGACCCUGAAACCUCCGCGUACGGAAGAGUAACCUCUCUCUUCUACAACGACAAAGCUGAGGCCAUGCACUACAUCCACUGCGUUAACCAACUUCAAAAAACCAUGCACGCCUUGCUUGCAGAGAACCCGUCUUCACGGAAACUCGUCCUCGCUCAAAAACUGAUGCAAAUGGCCAUGAAGAGGCUACAGAAAGAGUUCUACCAGAUGUUAUCCAUGAGUCGGGCCCACCUUGACCCCGAAUCCGUCUCCGCCAGAUCCUCCACCACCUCUAGAUCCUCUUUCUGUUCCGAUAGCUUCGACGAAGGCACGGCGGAAGACGACGUUCGCGACACAGGAGAUUGUAUCUCCGAAGUCGAACGCGUUUCCUCUGAAACCGUGGCGGUUCUCAAAUCCAUUGCCGACUGCAUGGUUUCCAACGGUUACGGCAAGGAAUGCGUCAACGUUUACACGACGAUGAGAAAAUCGAUCGUCGACGAAGGCGUUUAUCGCCUCAGCGUGGAGGAAUUGAGCGCGUCGAAGGUGAAUAAGAUGGACUGGGAAGUGCUCGAGUUGAAAAUCAAGGGUUGGUUAGAGGCGGUUAAGAUCGCUGUGAGGACGCUCUUCGCUGGAGAGAGGACCCUCUGCGAUCAAGUGUUCGGUGCGUCACAGUCCAUCGCGGAAGCUUGCUUUGCCGAAAUUUCGAGAAGCGGAGCCGCUGUGCUGUUCGGAUUCCCCGAUCUCGUUGUGAGAACGAAAAAAUCCCCGCCGGAGAAGAUCUUCCGGAUAAUUGAUAUGUACGCCGCGAUGGCUUCGCUUUGGCCGGAGAUUGAAUCGGUAUUCUCGUACGAUUCAACAACCGCGUCUAGAUCGCAAGCCUACGCUCUACUUCUCCGACUCUCCGAGUCCGUACAAACGAGUUUCUUCGAAAUUGAGACCGCAAUUCAGAAAGACUCUUCAAAACCGGUUUCGAAGUUCGCCGGCGUCCACCCCCUGACAGUACAAGUAAUGAAUCACUUGUCUACACUCGCGGAUUACAGCAACGUGCUCUCUGAAAUUUUCCUCGACGUCCCGCAGCCAUCGAGGUCACCGUUGCCGGAAUCUUACUUGUACAGUCCACGAUCUGACAACUCCACGACAACGGGGACGGAAUUCUCGGUGCAGAUGGCGAGGCUGAUUCUAGUCCUUCUUUGCAAGAUCGACGGCAAAUCGAGGCAUUGCAAGGAGGUUUCGUUAUCUUACCUGUUUCUCACGAACAAUCUCCGGCACGUGGUAGCCAAGGUCCGAACCUCGAACUUGCUUUACGUCGUCGGCGACGACUGGGUUCUGAAUCACGAGGCAAAGGUGAAGCAGUUGAUGACAAGCUACGAGAGAGUAGCAUGGGGCAAAGUGCUUUCGUCUUUGCCCGAAAAUCCAGCGGCGGAAAUGUCGCCGGCGGAAGCGAGGGUUAUGUUCGGGAAUUUCAAUUUAGAAUUCGAGAAAGCUUACCGGAAAGAGAACGCGUUUACCAUUCUGGAGCAGGAAUUUCGUGAAGAGACGAAGGCGUCACUCGCAAGAAAAAUAAGCCCUAUUUACCGCGAGAUGUAUGAAACGCUCCGCAAUUCGGUGGGAUCGGCGAGAGAAAUGAGAGAGUAUGUCAUAUUUACCCCUGAAGAUGUUGAGAAUUACAUGCUGAAUCUUUUUUCUGCGGGAAGAUCAAGCUCUAUCACUGAAGAAAACAGUUCAUUUUUUGUAAGAAAAAAAUUCUGUAAGAAAUGCAAAUGAAAAGUGUCUCAUUACACAAUGGUGCAAUGAUUCUAUUUGGAUCCUCUUAUUCAUCAUUGUUCACAUGAUAGGGUUACAACUUACAAUUACAUAAGGGAGACGCUCAUUUUUUCCAGAGGGAAGAUAAAAAGGUUCCAAUGAUGGGCUCAUUUUUUCCAGAGGGAAGAUAAAAAGGUCCCAAUGAUGGGGUAUGGGAGUUUCAAGUUACAUGAGUAUCACUGGUGCAGUAGAUUUCUGAGUGUAUUGUGGAUAUUGUGAAUUAUUCUUUUUAUUGUGUUUAAAA